AUGGCGACUCCUAGAUACUCAAAGCGAGCUGGAUCUCCUCGUAGACCAUUUGACAGCCAACGUUUAGUUAAUGAAAUGAAAUACGUUGGAGAGUAUGGACUUAAGUCUAAACGAGAAUUAAGAGUCUUAGAGAAGAUCUUUCAUGAUAUAAAGAAGCGAGCAAAGGACUUGCUGAUUCACACGGAUGAAGACUACCAGAUUGUGCAAGGCCGAGCCUUAUUACAUCGUCUGGAGAAACAAGGACUGAUUGGCGAAGUUAACUUCCAAUCCAAGAAAGACAUUGUUUCUGAGCUAGAACGGGCCCUUGAUUUGGAGAUCACUAGCUUAUUAGCCCGGCGGUUACAAACUAAAGUAUCUGAGUUAGGUCUAGCUAAGAGUGUUCACGAAGCCCGAGUGCUAAUUAACCAACGGCACAUUAUGGUUAAUGGAGCUAUCGUUAACAAGCCUGGGUACUUAGUGAAUGCAGCUAAUGAGGGACAUAUUGAAAUCUCGCCUUACUCUGCUCUAGCCAAGGAGAGUGGUAAGCUUGGCCGAGUAGCUAAGAAGAACAAGCGAGCAGAAGCUGAAUAA
Nematocida homosporus is the source of this 570-nucleotide messenger RNA. RefSeq names its product small subunit ribosomal protein S9e. Bases 1 to 570 code for a protein of 189 amino acids. Gene Ontology annotation, molecular function: rRNA binding; structural constituent of ribosome. Gene Ontology annotation, biological process: positive regulation of translational fidelity; translation. Gene Ontology annotation, cellular component: cytosolic small ribosomal subunit. The transcript has a single exon. NCBI's taxonomy places the organism in Eukaryota, Fungi, Microsporidia. The record is from RefSeq and is a predicted model, not a curated record.